UAGAUUUCUAGAGAGGGGGGAAUUGAGGAAACUGGAGUUCUAAUCAUGAGGGAACACGUAUAUAUAAAAGGGAAAAGCAAUUGAUAGGCUCCCGUGAUCUAUACGAACCUGUUCAAAGAAUUAAGCAUGACCCAGUUGAGAUUGACCUGAAUCUUGAUCUGGGUUUGACUCAAAUUUAGUAAAAAUCAAAUCCUUUUUCAUGGUUUCGGGUUGUUAAACUGGUGUGGAGAAAUGGGUUGUGUGUCUUCAAAGCAGGCAGUUUCUGUGACGCCGGCGGUUGACCAUUCGGGUGGUUUCCGGGACAAUGCGUUGGUGGGUUCUGGCCGGAAUUUAGAUGGGAAUGGCGGUGAUGUGGUGGCGGAAUUGGAGAACACGAAGAGCAAGAGCAAGAGCAAGAGCAAGAGCAAGAAGAGGAAUAAGAGGAGUGAGUCAGGGCUGAGUGGGACUGGGAGCGAGUUGGGUGAAUCAGGGAGAACGAGUUCUACAACCGGUGGUGGCGACUCAGUGAGUUUUAGGUUGGGUAAUUUGCAAAAGUAUGUGGAAGCAGAGCAGGUGGCUGCUGGUUGGCCUGCUUGGCUCAGUGCAGUUGCUGGUGAAGCCAUUCAUGGUUGGGUGCCUCUUAGAGCUGAAUCCUUUGAGAAAUUAGAGAAGGUUGGACAAGGCACAUACAGCAGCGUUUUUCGUGCUCGUGAACUAGAAACCGGGAGGAUAGUUGCCUUGAAGAAGGUUCGUUUCGACAAUUUUGAACCUGAAAGUGUUCGGUUUAUGGCUAGAGAAAUAGUGAUUCUCCGAAGGCUUGAUCAUCCAAACGUAAUGAAGCUAGAUGGGAUCAUAACUUCUCGGUUAUCAUGUAGCAUAUACCUUGUCUUUGAGUACAUGGAACACGACAUUUCAGGAUUGCUUUCUUGCCCAGAUAUCAAAUUCACUGAAUCUCAGAUUAAAUGCUACAUGAAGCAGUUGUUAUCUGGGCUCGAGCACUGUCAUUCUCGUGGUGUAAUGCAUCGAGACAUUAAAGGGGCUAAUCUUCUUGUAAAUAAUGAAGGGGUCAUGAAAAUAGCUGAUUUCGGGUUGGCCAAUUUCUGUAAUCCUUCUGGUGGUGAAAGAAAACAGCCAUUAACUAGCAGAGUUGUAACGUUAUGGUAUCGACCGCCUGAACUUUUACUGGGUUCAACGGAUUAUGAAGCUUCCGUGGAUCUAUGGAGUAUUGGGUGUGUGUUUGCAGAGCUUCUUCUUGGUUCACCUAUUCUUCAAGGAAGAACAGAGGUGGAACAACUGCACAAAAUCUUUAAGCUUUGUGGUUCUCCGCCGGAGGACUACUGGAAAAAGUCGAAACUUCCUCAUGCCACAUUGUUUAAACCACAGCAUCCGUACGAAAGUUGCUUAUGGGAAACUUUCAAAAACUUGCCUAAAUGUUCAGUGGAUCUUAUCGAAACUUUGCUCUCCGUGGAACCAUAUAAGCGCGGGACUGCCUCUUCUGCGCUCGCAACCGAGUAUUUUAAGACGAAGCCUUACGCAUGUGAUCCAUCAAGUUUACCGAAAUACCCACCAAACAAAGAGAUCGAUGCCAAACAUCGUGAAGACUCAAGAAGGAAAAAGCCGGUUGGGAGGACUCGUGGACCUGAAAUGUCAAGAAGGUUAGCCAGAAAACAGAAUGGCAUGACUAAAUUGGCACCAGAAGAGAGUUUACCACCGGCUAAAAGUCAAAUUCGGCAUAAAAUCAACGGAAAUAGUUUAGAUAAUCAGAAAGAAGGAGAUAUAAUCUUGGGCUUUGAGCUACGUAAGCCGUCUGCAAACACAGCAGACGAUGGUUCACAUGCAAAACAUGCGUCUCAAGGAGACAUUCCGUAUUCUGGUCCGUUACAAGUUCCGGGUUCGAGUGGUUUUGCGUGGGCCAGAAGGCGGUUAGAUGAUUCUUUAUCUAUAAGAUCACGCAGCAGGUCUAGUUCAAGAAGCCUCAUUUCUGAACCUUCAAAACACUUCGAGUCCAAAUGUAACGAAAAUCUUGAGAGGAUUGAUUCAAGGGGUCGGGAGUCCAAUGAGAUGGGGACACGUGGGUUGGUCGUUAAGAACUGGAGCCAGUUAGAGCGGCCGGAUUCAUUUGAUGCAGGGUCAGAUGGGUUUGUGAAGAGAAUCAAUAUGAUUUAUCAAGAUCAAGAAGAGAAGGUCGAGUUUUCAGGACCUUUAUUAUCUCAAUCGCACCGAAUUGAUGAACUUCUAGAGAGGCAUGAACGCCAGGUUCGCCAAGCGGUUCGAAGAUCAUGGUUCCAAAGAGGGAAGAAAGCCGGGUAGCGAAUUGGAGACAUUUGUCGACACUAGUUAACCCAUGUUGCGGAAACAUGAACCCGGUUGGGGGAUGGUUAAGGGACCAAGAUGGGUGACGGGUUAGCCGUUUGUGGUCAAGUAAACUUGAUGGUUGGGCUAACCAAGAGGGUUGGGUUCAUGGGUCAUAAUGUAUAAUUAAUUUAAAGGUGGUUUGGGUAUUUAAUGUAGGCUCACCUUCCAUAUCUACCCAAUUAUUUUUUUCUAUAUAAUAGAUGUUGGAGUAAAUUAUUGUGUUUAGGAGGGAAGACCAUCUUCUUUUAAUACAUAGUAUAAAUGCACAAUGAUCCAAUUUCAAGGUGGA
This is a messenger RNA of Cynara cardunculus var. scolymus (artichoke), 2623 nucleotides long. RefSeq names its product protein IMPAIRED IN BABA-INDUCED STERILITY 1-like. Gene Ontology annotation, molecular function: ATP binding; cyclin-dependent protein serine/threonine kinase activity; RNA polymerase II CTD heptapeptide repeat kinase activity. Gene Ontology annotation, biological process: protein phosphorylation; positive regulation of transcription elongation by RNA polymerase II. The transcript is spliced from 9 exons. NCBI's taxonomy places the organism in Eukaryota, Viridiplantae, Streptophyta, Magnoliopsida, Asterales, Asteraceae. Gene Ontology annotation, cellular component: cyclin-dependent protein kinase holoenzyme complex; nucleus. Bases 232 to 2289 code for a protein of 685 amino acids. The record is from RefSeq and is a predicted model, not a curated record.